GUGAAGGCGUCAUGUGAUAGUGUUUCCGGAAACAGGAAGUAACAGGGCUAGGACACAGGACAGCUGUCUGCACAAAACAAAAAUCAUGAACUUACACUAAAGGGCUAUUCUGUAAACAUAAUUUUAAAUGGACGUGAAAGAAAAUACAAGGUGUAAUUAAUACCGAGCUAACUGGUCGUGAAAACAUUUAAGAUAAGACCAAAAUGACAGCGAUCAAGCAUGCCCUCCAGAGGGACAUUUUCACUCCCAAUGAUGAGCGUCUUCUCAGCAUUGUCAAUGUGUGCAAAGCAGGCAAGAAAAAGAAGAACUGCUUUCUUUGCGCCACAGUCACCACAGAGCGACCGGUGCAGGUGAAAGUGGUCAAGGUGAAGAAGUCGGACAAGGGGGAUUUCUACAAGCGCCAGAUGGCAUGGGAGCUGCGGGAUCUCACCGAGGUGGAUGCCAAAGAUGCCAACAAGGAAAACCCGGAGUUUGACCUGCACUUCGAGAAGGUAUAUCGAUGGCUGGCAAGCAGCACAGCGGAGAAGAACUCCUUCAUCUCUUGCAUCUGGAAGCUCAACCAGCGCUACCUCCGCAAGAAGGUGGAGUUUGUCAAUGUCAGCGCCCAGCUUUUGGAAGAGCUUCCUAAAGCUGAAGAGUCCGUUCCGAGCAGUGAGAGCCAGAGUGUUGCGGGCGGCGACGAGGACGCCCUGGAUGACUACCAGGAGCUGAACACCCGUGAGGAGCAGGACAUUGAGGGCAUGAUGGAGGUGUGCGAGUACGCCAUCUCCAACGCAGAGGCCUUCGCUGAGAAACUCUCCAAAGAGCUGCAAGUGCUGGAUGGGGCAAACAUUCAGUCCAUCAUGGCGUCAGAGAAGCAGGUGAGCAUGCUGAUGGAUCUGCUGGACGAGGCCCUGAGGGAGGUGGACACCAUCGAGGGCAAGCUGAGCAGCUAUGAGGAGAUGCUCCAGAGCGUCAAGGAGCAGAUGGACCAGAUCUCCCAGAGCAACCGCCUCAUCCAGAUCAGCAACUCCAACAACGGCAAACUCCUGGACGAGAUCCAGUUCCUGGUGAACCAUAUGGACCUGUCCAGAGGACACAUUCGGGCCCUUCAGGAGGGUGACCUGUCCUCCCCCAAAGGCAUCGAGGCCUGCAUCAACGCGUCGGAGGCCCUGCUGCAGUGCAUGAACGUGGCUCUCAGGCCAGGUCACGAUAAGCUGGCUGCGGUCAAGCAGCAGCAGAUGCUCUUCAGUGAACUGAGAGACAAUUUCGCCCGGCGCCUCACCAACCACCUCAACAACGUGUUUGUACAUCAGUUCAACCACUUCAGUCACUUCAAAAUGACCAUCCCUCAGUUCUAUAGGUCCUCCUGUCUGUCACUCCCAGGCCACGACCAGAGCUCCACGCUCACCCAGCACACGCCGGACCUGGCACUGCCCAAACACAGCCCCCUGCACCGGGACCUGCUGCGCUACGCCAAGCUCAUGGAGUGGCUCAAGAACACCCAGAGGGAGAAGUACGACGGCCUGUCCAGGACCUAUGUUGAUUACAUGUCCAGAUUGUAUGAAAGGGAAAUCAAAGACUUCUUUGAAGGUGCCAAAAUCAAAAUGGCUGGCACUACCAAGGAGGCGAAGGGGAAGUUCGCCACGCUUCCGCGGAAAGAGAGUGCUCUCAAACAGGAGGUCGAAAGCGUGGCGAGCCUGCACGGCAGUUCGGGUAAGCUGACGGGCUCCACAUCGAGCCUGAACAAGCUGGCAGUGCAGAGCUCCAGCAGCCGCCGCUCCCAGUCCUCCUCCCUGCUGGACAUGGGCAACAUGUCCGCCUCCGACCUGGACGUAGCCGACAGGACUAAGUUCGACAAGAUCUUUGAGCAGGUCCUCAGCGAGUUGGAACCUCUGUGUCUGGCCGAGCAGGACUUCAUCAUCAAAUUCUUCAAGCUGCAACAGCAGGUUCCCCUGGCCCAGGCCGAGGUUGAUGACACCGAUGGAAGCGCUUCCUCCAGGGCCUCUGCCAAUGAGCACAGGCACUCCAUCUCAUCGGAGCGAGACAUGGUGCGCCUGAUGAUGAACAAGAUCUUCCAGAGCAUCGAGACGGAGCUGAACAGCCUCAUCGCGCUGGGCGACAAGAUGGACAGCUUCCACUCGCUCUACAUGCUGGUGAAGAUGAGCCACCACGUGUGGACGGCCGAGAACGUGGACCCGGCCUCCUACCUCAGCACCACGCUGGGCAAUGUGCUGGUCACUGUCAAGAGGAACUUCGACAAGUGCAUUCAAUUGCAGAUCAGGCAGAUGGAGGAGGUGAAGAUCUCGAAGAAGAGCAAGGUCGGCAUCCUGCCCUUCGUCACAGGCUUCGAGGAGUUCGCCGAGCUGGCCGAGACCAUUUUCCGAAACGCCGAGCGGCGAGGCGACCUGGACAAGGCCUACAGCAAGCUGAUUAGAGCGGUCUUCCUGAAUGUGGAGAAGGUGGCCAACGAGAGCCAGAAGACCCCGCGGGACGUGGUGAUGAUGGAGAACUUCCACCACAUCUUCUCCACGCUGUCGCGCCUCAAGAUCUCGUGCCUGGAGUCGGAGCGGCGCGAGGCCAAGCACAAGUACACCGAGCACCUGCAGUCCUACGUCAUCACCUCACUGGGACAACCACUGGAGAAACUCAACCACUUCUUUGAGGGGGUGGAGGGGCGUGUGGCUCAGGGGGUGCGUGAGGAGGAGGUGAGCUAUCAGCUGGCCUUCAGCAAGCAGGAGCUGCGGAAGGUCAUCAAGGAGUACCCCGGCAAAGAGGUGAAGAAGGGUCUGGACAACCUCUACAAGAAGGUGGACAAACACCUGUGUGAGGAGGAGAGCUUGCUGCAGGUGGUGUGGCACUCCAUGCAGGAUGAGUUCAUCCGGCAGUACAAGCACUUUGAAGGGCUGAUCGGCCGCUGCUACCCCGGCUCUGGAAUAACCAUGGACUUCACCAUUCAGGACAUGCUGGAGUACUUCUCUAGCAUCGCACAGUCUCACUAAAUCUCACUAAGUCUCUUUCUCUCUCUCACACACAGAAACAUACACAGUUUCUUCUCUCUCUCUCUCUCUCUCUCUCUCUCUCUCUCUCUCUGUCUUCAUGUAUUGCAUAACACAUACAGAACACGCUCAAUGCAAACACAGAAUGGUGUGACCUUGAACCUCCUGUAAAGAAAUGGAAGGAUACAGGUUGAUAUGAGUUAGACUGUAAGUACUCUACUACAUCUGCCUUGUAUAUACUUCAGUGUCUAAUGAGUUUCCUGCUUUAGAACCCAUUGUGUAAAUUACUGAAAUGUUGUUGAUGACCGUUUAAUUUUUGUUUUGAGUUAACAUUGAUUGAACCCAAAAUCUCUUGCAAACUGACUGAAAAUGAGUGUGUGCUUAUGUGUGUGUGUGUGUGUUACAUUGGAACACUAGAUUUGUUCUUUCAUCACUGCAGGAAAAAUGCUUCAGCGUUCAUUUUUUGUCACAAACUCUUCAGUUGAUCGUAUGGUUACUGAUAUUAUUGUAUCUUGGUGUGCCUGCACUGUAAAUCAGGAAAUGGACUUCACCUGCAAAUCUCUCUAAAGUGACUGAUUAAAUAUUGCUUAUUCUGGUUACAUCUUUUGCUUAGUUUUGUUAUAUGACCCUAUGUGCUAUUGCUAAACAAAAUAAUGCCAAAUGUCAAAUAAAUAAUGUCAUAUUUGUCUGUAA
Molecule: messenger RNA, 3671 nt
Organism: Alosa alosa (allis shad)
Lineage: Eukaryota; Metazoa; Chordata; Actinopteri; Clupeiformes; Clupeidae
Gene: exoc1
Product: exocyst complex component 1
Exons: 21
Coding region: 204-2981 (925 amino acids)
Biological process (GO): exocytosis; Golgi to plasma membrane transport
Cellular component (GO): exocyst; plasma membrane
Molecular function (GO): phosphatidylinositol-4,5-bisphosphate binding
Source: RefSeq, a predicted model, not a curated record